GCUGGCGUCACCAGGACAACGGGCGUCGCCGGCGCCGUGUGACUUCGGGCUGUGGGCUCGCUCGCGGCUCUUCGGCCAUGGUUUUCUCAAACAAUGAUGAAGGCCUUAUUAACAAAAAGUUACCCAAAGAACUUCUGUUAAGAAUAUUUUCCUUCUUGGAUAUAGUAACUUUGUGCCGAUGUGCACAGAUUUCCAAGGCUUGGAACAUCUUAGCCCUGGAUGGAAGCAACUGGCAAAGAAUAGAUCUUUUUAACUUUCAAACAGAUGUAGAGGGUCGAGUGGUGGAAAAUAUCUCGAAGCGAUGCGGUGGGUUCCUGAGGAAGCUCAGCUUGCGAGGCUGCAUUGGUGUUGGGGAUUCCUCCUUGAAGACCUUUGCACAGAACUGCCGAAACAUUGAACAUUUGAACCUCAAUGGAUGCACAAAAAUCACUGACAGCACGUGUUAUAGCCUUAGCAGAUUCUGUUCCAAGCUGAAACAUCUGGAUCUGACCUCCUGUGUGUCUAUUACAAACAGCUCCUUGAAGGGGAUCAGUGAGGGCUGCCGAAACCUGGAGUACCUGAACCUCUCUUGGUGUGAUCAGAUCACGAAGGAUGGCAUCGAGGCACUGGUGCGAGGUUGUCGAGGCCUGAAAGCCCUGCUCCUGAGAGGCUGCACACAGUUAGAAGAUGAAGCUCUGAAACACAUUCAGAAUUACUGCCAUGAGCUUGUGAGCCUCAACUUGCAGUCCUGCUCACGUAUCACGGAUGAAGGUGUGGUGCAGAUAUGCAGGGGCUGUCACCGGCUACAGGCUCUCUGCCUUUCGGGUUGCAGCAACCUCACAGAUGCCUCUCUUACAGCCCUGGGUUUGAACUGUCCGCGACUGCAAAUUUUGGAGGCUGCCCGAUGCUCCCAUUUGACUGACGCAGGUUUUACACUUUUAGCUCGGAAUUGCCACGAAUUGGAGAAGAUGGAUCUUGAAGAAUGCAUCCUGAUAACCGACAGCACACUCAUCCAGCUCUCCAUUCACUGUCCUAAACUGCAAGCCCUGAGCCUGUCCCACUGUGAACUCAUCACAGAUGAUGGGAUCCUGCACCUGAGCAACAGUACCUGUGGCCAUGAGAGGCUGCGGGUACUGGAGUUGGACAACUGCCUCCUCAUCACUGAUGUGGCCCUGGAACACCUAGAGAACUGCCGAGGCCUGGAGCGCCUUGAGCUGUACGACUGCCAGCAGGUUACCCGUGCAGGCAUCAAGCGGAUGCGGGCUCAGCUCCCUCAUGUCAAAGUCCACGCCUACUUUGCUCCCGUCACCCCACCGACAGCAGUGGCAGGAAGUGGACAGCGACUGUGCAGGUGCUGUGUCAUUCUCUGACAGCAGCUGCCUGGGCCCAAGGGGUGAUGAGGCAUCCUUUCCUCUAGAAGACCUGAGUCUUCCUGACCGACUCCACCAUCACCCAAUCUGUUGAUUCUCCAUUGGGAAAGGCAUUUACAGUUUCCCAACAGGCACCUAUCAAGAUUUAAGAAUGGCGAAGACAAGAAAGGAUUUAUAAGCAACAUCUGACAUCACAUGGUGACCUGAAACAUGGCUCUGACCUAGCUAGUGCUCCUUUUGCCCUCUUCCCUAAUGAGCAGCCUCACCAGUACCCAUUUGCUUCUCUGAUACCUCUAAAGGUUAAUAAUCCUCAAGACAGACCAGACAGGCCCAGCAUCAAAAUACAUCAACUGUGUACAGUACUACAUCUAUCUAUCUCUCUAUCUAUCUAUCUGUCUGUCUGUCUGUCUGUCUGUCUGUCUGGUCUGUCUGUCUGUCUGUCUGUCUGUCUGUCUGUCUGUCUAUCUAUCUAUCUAUCUAUCUAUCUAUCUAUCUAUCUAUCUAUCUAUCUUUCUUUCUUUCUUUCUUUCUUCCUUUCUUUCUUUUAUAUUUUCUGGAAGGGUUAUGGUGAACUUUAAUAUUUUUCAGCUCCAGGCAAAAUUCUGACCAGAAACAGAACAAAGAUACGGAGAUACACUAUUACAAUUAGGAGGUUGAAAAAGUCAGUCAAAAGCAUGCUAAGCAUGCCAGAGUAAUCUCAAAUACAAGUCUUCAGACUUGAGAUACAGACAUCACAUGGUGUGAUUUCACUUUACAGGUACUCUUUCUAAAAACCAAUGGAUCUGAGGACUCAGUUUCAAGGGUCCCCUUUCAUAAUCAUCCUUCUCUCAUUUUACACAAGAAAGGCAUCACAUCUAACUAUAGCCCUGGGGUUUAAGACUCUCCCAGGCUGGACACGGUGACUCAUGCCCCUAAUCCCAGUGCUUUGGGAGGCCAAGGCGGGAGCCCAGGAUAGCCCAGGAUAGCUUGAGCCCAGGAGUUCAAGACCAGCCUGGGCAACACAGUGAGACCCUGUUUCUACCAAAAAAUAAAAACAAUAAAAUAAAUAUAAUGAGGCCAGGCGCGGUGGCUCACGCCUGUAAUCCCAGCACUCUGGGAGGCUGAGGCGGUUGGAUCACGGGGUCAGGAGAUUGUGACCAUCCUGGCUAACAUGGUGACACCCCGUCUCUACUAAAGAUACAAAAACUUAGCUGGGCGUAGUGGCGUGUGCCUGUAAUCCCAGCUACUCAGGAGGCUGAGGCAGGAGAAUCGCUUGAACCUGGGAGGCGGGGGUUGCAAUGAGCCGAGAUCGUGCCAUUGUACUCCAGCCUGGGUGACAGAGUGAGAUUCCAUCUCAAAAAAAAUGAAAAUAGAUAAAUAAGUAAAUAUAAUGAAGACUCUCCCAAAGCCAAGCUAAAGACACUAGGAUUUAAAAAAAAAAAAAAAUAGCCAGGUAUGGUGGUGCACACCUGUAGUCACAGCUACUUGGGAGUCUGAGACAGGAGAAUUGCUUGAAUCUGGGAAGGGGAGGCUGCAGUGAGCCUUGACUACACCACUGCACUCAGCUUGGGUAACAGAGUGAGACCCCCAUCUUGAAAAAAAGGAAAGAAAAAGUACAUAACUCUAAUGACUAAGUUUUUCUGUAAGUCAGGUGAUUUUCAAUUAUUUGCUAUCAAAAUAAUUCAGGAGGAUGGACCUAUUGUCAACUGACAUAUAUUGAAAUAAUCUAGUAGAUCACACAAAAAUGUCCCUGGGAUUUUUGACAGAUGAUUCAAAAGGACUUCCAGGACCUGAAUGACACUAUCGAAAGAAAAAACAAAAUUUCUCAUAUCUAUAAAAUUCUAGAAGUUAUAUUCUAUCCUGUCUCAUCAUUCAAGAUGCAUUUCCAAUAAUAUUUCUAUUUUUACGUUUAAUAAAUAUUCAUCAAAAUCUGUAGGAUUUGUUGUUUUGAUAAAUUGGUACUAAUAAGAAGUUUUAAAUAUCUUGACUGAGUUAAGAGGCUAUGGUCACAGCAAAUUUUAAAAAUUAAAUUUCAAUUUAUGUAAAUUUGUUGUAAGGCAAUUUUUUUAGGGUGAUCAUUUAAAAAUUUCAGUUUCAUCAUUUGAAGCCUCAGGAAGAAAAAAUAAAAAUAAAUAAGAAAAAAAUUUUUAAAGAUUUUCAGGCAUAAAACUAUGUCAUAUUAGGAUAAAAUUUAAGGGGAAUGAAAUACAAACAUGAGACCAAGAAGGAAGAAGAGAGUAAAAUCUUGGCUUUAAUGAAUUUUUUGAAUGAACAAUAGCAGUGGUCAAACUGCCAUGGCAUUUAGAUUCCAUAGGAUGCACUUCAACAAGAGUAAUGUCACAGUUUUAUCUUAAAUUGUAAACGCAAAUCACCACCACGCCAGAACAUUGCCUCCUUUGCAGCUAUUUAAAUUUAUGAUGAAAAAACUUUAUGAUGAAAACUUUCAGAUGUCAAUCUGGAAAGGUGCAAGUAUAUCUAUCCUUUUUCAAAAUUCUUUUGAGGCCAGGUAUGGUGGCUCAUGCCUAUAAUCCCAGCACUUUCGGAGGCCAAGGUGGGAGGAUCAUUCUGAGGCCAGGAGUUGGGGAUCAGCCUGAGGAACACAGCGAGAACCUGUCUCAAGUGUCUUGGAUCACUUGAGCCAAGGAGUUUGAGGUUGCAGUGAACUUUGUUCACACUACUGCACUCCAGGCCCAGGUGACUGGGCAAGACACUGUCUCUAAAAAAAUUUAAAAAUUAUUUUGAGUAGGUAAGUGUCAAGACCACUUGUGUAAUGGAGCUAAGAAACUGUGAAGCACACUGAGGGCAGAAAUUAAGUCUCAUCAAUGGCUACAGGGGCUUAAAACGCUUGUCUGACAUCCAUCAAAAGCAAUGGAUACAUGGAAAAUAAUCUCAACUACCCAAUUAUGUAUCCCCUUAAAAAAGAAAAAUGAUUGCAGACUUAUUACUUCUAUUAUCAGUCAGCUUUCAUAAAAGAAAUCUAAUUUAGCUGGAGAGCUCUGAAUAAACUUAUUGCAUGGCAUAGCAACUUUGCUAUAAAUUACAUUUUACACAACAAUGCCCAUUCUUUUAAAAUUAGGGCCUUUUAAGCCAGGUGUGAUGGCACACACACACCUGUGGUCCAGCUACUCAGAAGUCUGAGGCAGGAGGACUGCUUGAGGAGCUUGAGGUCAGCCUUGGCAAUAACGGUGAAAGCCCAUCUCAAAAAAAUAAAUAAACAACUAAAAAACUAGACUCUUGUUUUUCUUUCCACCUUACAAAGUAUCACCUCCUCUGUUUACACUGUUUGAUGAACCCAAGACCCUGUGAGCUGACUAGCAAAUCUAAUCAUGGGUAUCACACACUGUCACCUCACCUCUAUCUGAAAGAUUUUCCUGCUACAACAUCCCCCUGCACAUAUAAAACAUAACACAGCAUAACAUACAUGUAUAAAUAAUGUAAACCAUUUAAUAUUAAAAGUAUCAAGUCUCUCUAAACUUUUGGUAAUUAUUGCCAGCCAUUUGAAGAAAUGAAGCCAUCAAAAAUCUUCAAGUUAGCAUGGCAGAGUAAUGUAGAAACACCAAGUUUACCAAAACUCCAUAAAUACCCAUUUUGCUUUUAGAUAUUUAGAUUUUUCUAACAUUCGAAAAGCAAGCAAUGGUGCAGUGCCUAUGCUCCUGAAUUCAUAACGGCGCUAGCAAUGCCUGGCCUGGGCUCACAGUUAUGGUUUCGGUACACUGUGAACACAGUCCCUCCCCAGGUAAAGAAUGAUCACCCAUUUUAGGCUGUAGAAAUUGGCAGUCAUCAUUUGAGCCAAUCAUAUACAGCUCAGAGAUGAAGACCAACAGACACACUAAGAGUUUUGUUGUACGGCAUCUCCUGGUAACCAACAGUAGUGACUAUUCAGUGUGGCACCAUUUCAUUCAGCAUCUUUUCGACUCUAACAGUAAGUCUGGAUAUCCCUUUUUACUGAAAGCCAAUUGUAACCAGCCAAAAACUCUAUGAAAUGUUGGCCUUCCUUUGUAGGAAUUUGAAGAAACAUAUGAAAUUCUGCAAACUUUCUUUUUUAAGUGACAAUCUAUACCCUGCUUUUUUAAGAACAGGUUUUCAAGAUGAGCUCUAACCACCCCUAGAAGCAUCUGAACAAAAUCAAAUACAGCCAGGGCAGUAAGCAAUACAUGAGGAAGAUGUGAAAUCCCAGGCCAGUGAACUGCUGACGUUUUGCAUACUUUAGACUUGAGUUAAGAAUCAUUAAGAAUUUACCAACAGUUUUCCCACCUUCAGAUUACCUCUGGGCUAUAACGAAUUUCUUUUAUUUAGGAAUUACCAGAACCCACUUCUUUAUUAGUUAAAUGGUUUAUAACAGGAGAGGAAAAGUGAGUUGCCAGAAUCCCCCCAAAAGAAGUUUACUAAGAACCAUUGGUGGGUCUUCAGCUGAGAAAUCAGAAGAGGAUAAAAACAAAAUUGCUGGGGCGGGUGUUUUAGGAAAGAAUAUACAGCUGUUUUAACAAUCUUUGAUUCGAAUUUAUUUAAAAAAAAAAAAAGCCCAGUUAAAGAAAAUGUAACGUGUGCUUCCAGUGGCACUAGGAUGAAUACAAUUUCAGUUUCAUUGCAUAGAGAAGCAUUAAAACAUUUUUAUUCGAUACUAUAAUUGGAAAUGAGUUUCUUGUGAUAGUGCUUGUGACAGUAAGAUUCAAAGUCUACAUUUAACCACAGUAAUUGUGAUAUGUGUAAGAAUGAAAAAUCCUCUGGUACUUUAGUAGUAGUAGGGCAAAGACUGCAACAGUGAAUACAGCAGUCACGAAUACAUAUGAUGACAAUUAUUUUAAAUGAUUCUUUAAUGUUCUGUGUUUAUAUUUACUGAAGGUAUGUAGCUGAUCUAAGUUUGCAAAGCAGGAUCAUCCUUCGUGGACUAAUAGAUGAAGAGUCAUGUCAUAAAAUAAAGAUUUGCUAUACUUAACUGGACAAAGCACAUAUUCAACCAGAUGCCCCCUGACUGCAUAUUGGGGGGGACCCAGGUCUAGGUGUAGCAAGGUACACUACUUUGGCCUAAAGCAUUAAUUCACAGUGCAACUGCCAAGAAGAAACAUGAAUCCCAUCAGAGUUUUUUUUUUCCUACCAGUGCUGCCAAACAGGCUCUUAGAAGCAUAGACAGACACACAUUUUUAUACUACAUGCAGAAAAAUGUAACAAAGAACUGCACGUGUUAAUGUCAAGCUUGCUGCCAUCAUCUAACUGUCCACAAAAUUUUCUUAUCAAGUAUACACAUGAGAAAGCAAGACCCUUUUCAGUUACACAAAAAUAAUAGCUAAUUUACUAAAGAAAGUAUUUUCAAUUAAUUUC
This is a messenger RNA of Gorilla gorilla gorilla (western lowland gorilla), 6647 nucleotides long. It is a transcript of the gene FBXL2, whose product is annotated as F-box and leucine rich repeat protein 2. Gene Ontology annotation, cellular component: cytoplasm. Bases 78 to 1349 code for a protein of 423 amino acids. Lineage: Eukaryota; Metazoa; Chordata; Mammalia; Primates; Hominidae. The record is from RefSeq and is a predicted model, not a curated record. Gene Ontology annotation, molecular function: protein binding. The transcript has 16 exons.